This is a messenger RNA of Eriocheir sinensis (Chinese mitten crab), 5833 nucleotides long. Its product is annotated as trehalase-like. NCBI's taxonomy places the organism in Eukaryota, Metazoa, Arthropoda, Malacostraca, Decapoda, Varunidae. Gene Ontology annotation, molecular function: alpha,alpha-trehalase activity. The record is from RefSeq and is a predicted model, not a curated record. Gene Ontology annotation, biological process: trehalose catabolic process. The transcript has 13 exons. The coding region runs from base 114 to 2171 and encodes 685 amino acids.
GCCACAGGUAUAACGUCCGGCCGGGGCUGUUGAGCUACGUUCCACACCUCGGCACUGUCAGUAUACAGGAGUCAGUGUUGCCGAGAGGACACAGACGCAACAUAGAGAGCCUAAUGUCCAUAGUCUUAGACACUUCAGGACUUAGACAUCAACAUUCGGUGGCGAUGGAGGCGAGGCGGCGCGACUCAGGCUGGCGGCGGUCGGGAGGCGGCAGCGAAGGUCGGGCGGCGGAGGGCAAGCUUCUCCGAAUGGCCGCUCUUGUAGUGGUGGCGUUGGCAGCGAUGGUCCCGCAAGCCGCCGCGACCACCUACCCUCCGCCCUGUGAUAGCAAGAUUUACUGUCAUGGUGAGCUCCUCAAGACAGUGCAAUUGGCCAAGCUGCACAACGACUCCAAGUACUUCGUGGACAUGCCGCUCAAGAACUCGGUGGAGGAGACGCUCAUCAGCUUCCAGGAACUCAUGAACCGCACCCAAAGCAAGCCCAGCAGGGAGGAGGUCAGGACUUUCGUGGACGAGAACUUCCGGGAGCCUGGCACGGAGUUCGAGCCCUGGGACCCAUCGGACUGGACGGAGGAGCCCGCCUUCCUGAACAAAAUCGUGCACCCAGACCUGCAGGAGUGGGGCAAGAAGCUGAACGCCAUGUGGAAGAAGCUGGCCCGCAAGAUCUCGACCACGGUUAAGGACGAGCCCGAGAAACACUCCCAGAUCUACGUGCCCAACCCCGUCAUCGUGCCCGGCGGGAGGUUCAGGGAAUUCUACUACUGGGACUCCUACUGGACCAUUGAGGGGCUGCUGCUCUCCGAAAUGAACCACACUGUGAAGGGCAUGCUGGAGAACUUCCUCAUGAUGGUCAACAACUACACGAUGGUGCCCAAUGGCGGCCGCACCUACUACACCCGCAGGAGCCAGCCACCCUACCUCAUCCCCAUGUUCAAGCUCUACAUGGACCACUUUGACGACCACGCCUUCCUCACUGAAAACAUUGAGCUGCUGGAGAAGGAGUUCCUCUUCUGGCACAACAACCGCUCAGUGCAGGUGCAGGACAGGAAGGGCAUGCCGCACCACGUGGCCCAGUACAGGGUGGAAGUGGGAGAGCCCAGGCCGGAAUCAUGGAGGGAGGACUACCAUCUGGCAGAAAACUUGAGAACCGAGGAAGAGAAGCAGGAGCUGUACGUGGAACUCAAGUCUGGGGCAGAGAGCGGCUGGGACUACUCCACUCGCUGGUUCGUCAACAACAACACUAACAAAGUUGGCGUGUACAUUCUAACCCUUUACCUCGCCUGUCGGUAUGCGGUUCGCAGCAAGUCCUCUAUACUGAUAUUGCUGUUAGUGAUGGCCGGGGCUUAUCAGGUGGAGAAGAACCUUACUGGCGGGAUACUGAAGAACAGUGGCACAAUGAAGGACGUAAACGUUACCUCGAUCGUACCAGUGGACCUGAACAGUCUCCUCUGCAUGAACGCCCGAACCCUCAGCAGCUUCUACGGCCGCCUAGGGAACACUGAGAAGCGGAAUCAUUACGCUAACCUUGCUGAUGCCAAGAAUAAGACCAUGAACAGCAUUUUCUGGGACCAGACGGAUGGGGUUUGGUAUGACUACGACCUAAAUACCAAAAGCAGGAGGAGGUACUUCUACAUGUCCAACCUUCACCCCAUAUGGAGCGGCUGCUAUGGCCUCGAGGUUUCCCGGGCACGCACCAUGGAGAAGGUGAUCAACUACCUCAAGAACAAGGGCGUCUUAGAUUACAUUGGUGGAGUGCCCACCUCCAUGGAAGACAGCGGUCAGCAGUGGGACUUCCCUAACGCCUGGGCACCACUGCAGCACCUCAUCAUCAUGGGGCUGUACGAGGCACGCAACAUCCACCACGCUGUUGAGGAGCUUUCCUUUGAUCUGGCAGAGAAGUGGAUCAGGAGCAACUGGAAAGGUUACCAAGAGCUGAAUGCCAUGUUUGAAAAGUACAAUGUGUCGGUGGUGGGCAAGGCCGGAGGUGGAGGUGAGUAUGACGUUCAGGACGGCUUUGGCUGGAGCAACGGUGUGGCCAUGCGCCUCCUGGACCUGUUUGGGGACCGCCUCACCCCUGCCGAGGGAAGCUCUGCUGCCUCACCAACUCUGUCUUUAGUGCUGGGGCUUAUGAUGGCUUUACUCUCCCUUGGUGUUCGGUCACAAUUCUUUUAACUCAUUUUACAUGUUAAUUUUGGUGGUCCAUUUUAUACCAUUCAGUCAGCUGAACAAGACUCCACAUGCUGCUAAAUGUGAAUACUGUUGAGGCUGCUGUGUCAGUGUGGCGGGAUGCUCAGCAUGCUGCCUCAAUUAUUGAUGAUUGUUGUGCAUGUUUAUGUUAGAGUCAGGGGAGAGUUUUCCUAAAUCCUUCUCUAGUGUUCAUAGUGGAAACCUUUCUUCCUCAUAAAAUAGCACUGUAUUUGUGGGUAUGUGUCCUAAUGUGAUGUAUUUAGGGUUUUAUAUUACACAUUUUUAAAGGAAUACUUCAGCCCCAGCUUAGUAGUCUGUUGGGAAAACGACUUGUGCAUUCUUGCAUCCCCACGCCUGAGUUGUAUAAGUUACCUUUUCUAGAGUCUAUCUUAAGCAGCUCUCUUCAUGCAGGGACCUGCAACACAAAACUCUAGGUCCCUUCCAACAUGCACCCCAUCAGAAGUGCAAUGAUAGGCCUACAUCACAGAUGAUAAAUUUUAUACUGACGGGAUGGAAGAAGGCACUUUCUCUUGUAGAUUUUUUAAAGUAUUUAUUUUAGUUAUGAGUUUGAUCAAUUUUAAAACUACCCACAACUUAGUCAGUGAUGGAAGGUGUGUCAGUAUACAGCCACAGUCUGACACAGUAAGACUACUUGGGGUGCUGUGCUCCUGUUUGAGUUAUGGGUUAGUUCUGAGAUACCCUUUACCCCACCCUGCACAGGCAAGAACACACUUCAUGAUGAUUAUUUUUUUCUCUACUGCUGAAUUAUAGUUUUGAAAAUAUGAAGGGGAACUGAUAAAAAUGAAGACUUUGAGCUAAAUCAGUGAAGACUUGCCAAGACUAAGUGAAGAACAUGUCAAGUGGCACCCAAACAGUAGCACAGGCAAUAUUUAUUUAUUUAUUUAUAUAUAUAUUUUUUACUUUGAUACUUUACUGAGGCAGCUUCCCUCACCAACCCUUUAGCAUUCCUCAGCCACAAGGUGCACUUUCAAAGUUUCCUUCCAUCUUACGAGACUUGGUCCAGAGUCUCGGGAUAGCACAGCACUGACGUAGUGGUGGUGAGAGUCUCUAGGGGCAGAGGCUCAGGGAGAGGUUAACUUGUGUGUUAGUGGUGUGGGUGUCCCAAGCUUGAGCCUUGGGACAGCACAGCAUAAGUGUUGGGGUGAAGGUCAUGAGCCAGUCAGAUAAUGGUGCUUCUUGCACUCAUGAGGGAGGACAGAAAGCAUUAGCUUGCAAGUCAGUCAUUUUAAGUACAUUUCUAUUUGAUUAGUAUGUAAAUGUUUCAUGUGUAUAUGAUGUUAAUAAAUUUUAUGUAUGCCCCACGUGUAGCACCUUUAAGUAGUUUUGUAUUAAUUUAGAUCAAGAAGGAAUAUUACCGAAUAUGCCCAUUUAAUGCGUACUAACAAUCGACUUUCAUUUUGAAGUGCUUCACUCUUUGCUGUUGUUCAGGCCAAUGUUCUCUUCACCAUCUACCUUCAGUUUUAAUGAUACUCAGAUUGCCAACUCUGCAUUAUUAGCGCUGCCAAUGUAUCAUGAUUACACGCAAGGUUUGAGUAUUUUUUUUUUAUCUCUGGAUGUAUAAUACUACUUGCUUUUAUAUUCAUAAUUCCUUCUGAGGGUGAUCUAUGUGAACAGUGUAUGCUCUGCUGUGUUAAGAUUAAGGUGGCUCUAAGACAAUGGACAAGUCAUUAAGUAGUUAAGAAGCAAAGCAUCGCCAUGGCCUCCCUGAGUGGCAUGGGAUGUGUCUAGUCCAUGUGAUCUUCAUUACUCCGCUGCUGCAGCUAUCUUACUCUGCAAUGGAUAUUUUUUUUACAUCUCAUUUUUUUAUUAAUGAAUGCAAAGGAGUGAAACAGCUCAGCGUGAUACCACUGGAUGUGGCAGAUUUGUUUGCAUCCUUCAUUACCAAAGAGUCACUGUCACAUAGAUAGUUAAAUCCAUAGCUAACAUCUGUAGUAACCCCUCUCAGAAGGUCCCUAAUCAAACAUAGGUCAACAUAGGUCACUCUUCCUUGUGAUAAUUGAUUAAGUAGACUCACUCUCACCAGCCUCAAAGCCUGGCCUUGAGGCAUGGUGAGAGGAUUGCCAAAGAACAGUUAAUUGGGAGGAGUCUUUCUUAUUCUUACACUUAAAAGAUCAAUCAGUCAUUUAGCUAAUUCCAGAGUCCUUUUAUUUAGUUUUUAUUUCAUCUAAUUUUAUUUAUUGUUGUUUUGGUUUUUAUCUGGUAGUGUACUGAGAGAACUUAUUAACGAUGAGUGUAUGUGUAUUGUUGAAUAGGUUCAGUUAGAAGGUUUGCAUUGUUUUCAGUAUUACUUUCUGUUGAGGAAAGCUAUACUUGAGAAUGUGUUGUGAUAUAAUUAUUAGCUGUAACAGUCUUACUUUAACCUGUAUCUUCUAGGCUAGUUAGUGGCAGUUUACUUCAGUCUUGAGGUCAUCCCACUUCAGUCCUGUUCAGAUUGCUGAGAUCCCUGAUUGCUGUGUUUAUUCUUUACUGUUGUAUUAUUAUUGCUGUAAUCCAAAGAAGCUCCAAUAAUGCUGAGAUUAUAAUUGGUAGCAUAACAUGUAUAAAUAAGCACUUCAUGAACCCACUCCUUGGAGCUUUCCUGGUCACUAGUGAAGGUUACAAGUGCACUACACCAAGUGAGUGUCUCACCCUGAAAAAUAAAUAUAUAAACUUCAACAAAACUCUACUGUAGUCAGCAUCUGUGAACUUUGGUAGUGUGUUUUGAACUGCACUGUUUUAUAUCACUGAGGUGGCAUUAAUCUUAACAUUGAAUUUAAUUGUGAUAUUUUAGUGGGAAUUACAUUUCUAAGCUUAUAAGAUAGUAGAGAGGCUCUGGAUAGGAGAUGUUGCAAGUUAAAUUGUGCUGCUUUGUUACUAACAAAAUCAAAAACUAAGACUUUACAUCUUCAUCACUAAUCUAGCUUUCCUCAACUUCUGAACUUGCUUCACACUUAAACCCACCUUUGGACUUCCACAAUGAACUUUGAUGGAUAUGGCUUCAGUGUUCAAACAGAUUAUCUAACCUGCACAAUUUGAUUUUGAACUUUCUCCAAUGAGUCUGGCUGUGUUAGUUUCCUGUACAUUAUAAACCAACUUCAAGUAUUGUGGUCGUGACAUCACUGGGGGAGCAGCAGGGAGCACCCCUCGGGCACCCCUGGAUGGGGGGUACUCAGGCACCCCCUGGAGGGAGGGUAUGAGAUGCAGCUUCAUGCCUGGUGUUCCAGUUAUAAGCCUCAACUAAAGACUCCAGCACUGCUGAAGAAUUAAAGAAAUUCUGAAUCUUAUUUCUAUAGUUAACUGUGCAUUAUUAUUUGCUGAUAUAUUGCUGAAUUUUCUUUCUUUGAGAAACUGCUGUGAAGAUUCUUCAGCCUUAUAAAUCUAAACUUUAUGAAACUUUAAAAACAGGUAAAGUGUUUCUCUAAGUGUUGUUCAGAAGAUAAACUAGACAAGGGGUUACCUCAUUGCAGUUUAAUUUUGUGUUCCAGACCAAAUUAGGGAGUCACUUGCUGCUGCCUUAGGGAGUUGACAUGAUGUGCUAUACUACAGUAUGUAAUAUCAAGUUUAUGUCAACUCUUAUUGUAUCAUUAUGUACUAUUCCUAUGUGUACACUGAAAGGAGAAUGUUAGAAUAAAGUCACAUUUUCGGGA